Molecule: messenger RNA, 679 nt
Organism: Spirodela intermedia
Lineage: Eukaryota; Viridiplantae; Streptophyta; Magnoliopsida; Alismatales; Araceae
Source: the annotation of a GenBank genome assembly
AUGGGUUUCCCUCUUGCUUCCUCCCUCUCGUCCUCUCCCACCUCUUCUUCCCCCACAAUUCUUCCAUGCCCGCCGCCACCGUCGGCGGCGGUAGUCCCCAGCCCCUGCGCCGCCUGCAAGAUCCUCCGCCGAAAAUGCACCGAUACGUGCAUCCUCGCCCCCUUCUUCCCCCCCGGUGAGCCCCUCAAGUUCGCCGCCGCUCACAAGGUCUUCGGUGCCAGCAACAUCAUCAAGCUUUUGCAGGUUAACACACACAGAGAGGAGAAAGAGAGAGAGAUGCCGGAGAUGUGUUGUUUGAUAACGAGAUUUUCUUGUGAAUGGGCUGAUUCAGGGGCUUCCAGAGAGCCAGAGAGGUGACGCUGUGAAGAGCGUGGUGUACGAGGCCAACGCCAGGCUCAGGGACCCUGUCUACGGCUGCGCCGGCGUGAUCUGGCAGCUCCAGCGGCGACUCGGCGAACUGCAGGCACAGGUGGCCAAGGCGGAGGCGGAGCUCUUCACCGUGCAGUCGCAACGCGCUAACCUCGUCGCCGUUCUCUGCAUGAAGAUGGCCGCCGCCCCAUCGGCGCCCGAUGACCUCGCCACCGGCGGCGCCACCAUCCCACUGCAGGACGACCCCUCCUGCUUCCUCGACGACGGCGGCGGACAAGCGGCGCCACCGUGGGAGCUCCUAUGGGCAUGA